This is a messenger RNA of Trichoderma atroviride IMI 206040, 3161 nucleotides long. RefSeq lists its product as uncharacterized. Lineage: Eukaryota; Fungi; Ascomycota; Sordariomycetes; Hypocreales; Hypocreaceae. The record is from RefSeq and is a predicted model, not a curated record.
AUGGUUGCGCUGCGGUCUCUUGUGGCCGCUUUUGCUAGCACAGCCUUGUUGGUCCAGACUGUGAUCGCGCAUUCUUUGAAGAGGAGUCCACUUAGUUACGUCUCCGUCAUCGACGAUAUCAAGAUUCACACGCCUGCCGGCCGAGUGCACUCACAUUCCGAGUUCGACCUUACCUUCUCCCUUCACGAUGGACAAGAGCGAAUUCGACUGUCUCUUCACCCCAACCACGAUGUUCUCCACGAAGACUUUGAGGUGACCUAUCUCGACUCCCAAGGAAACAUCAGAUCAAGAGAGAAAGUACAGCGCUCCGAACACAAGGUCUAUCGGGGCAACGCCUACAUUGAGCGCCCUGACGAAGAUGGCUGGUCCCUGGCUGGAUGGGCCAGGAUAACGGUACACCGCGACGGCAAGCACCCAGUCUUUGACGGCGCAUUUCGAGCUGAUGGUGACAAUCAUCACAUCCAUACUGGCACAAAGUACAACAAUCUUAAGCUCGACAGCGAUCCUGCGUUUGAGGACUGGAAAGCACGAGAUCCCGACGAGGUCAUGGUCGUGUGGCGUGACUCCGAUGUUCAGGACUUUCUCGGUCGUGGAGAGCUCAAGCGCCAUGUCUCCAGCCCGUCAGAGUGCAUCUCAGAUUCCUUGAACUUUAACAGCCAGUUUGAUAAGGAGCUCAAGCGAUCAACUGGGCUCCAAGGAAUAGAUGCCAGAAGCUUGUUUGGCCGCCAGUCCAUCGAUGGAGGCUCGGGGGGAAGUGGCCAGGACUUGAUUGCGAGCAUUGGAAGCACAGCUGGCUGCCCAACCACCAAGAAGGUGGCUUUGGUUGGCAUCGCCACCGAUUGCACGUACUGGAGCGGCUUCAACUCUUCUGAAGACCUGAGGAAAAAUAUCAUAGGAGUUGUAAACCAAGCCUCCCAGGUCUAUGAGAGUUCCUUCAAGAUCUCUCUGGGCAUAAGAAACCUGACUGUUCUUGAUCGUGGAUGCCCGGGAGCUCCUCAGGCCGCUACUCCUUGGAACGUCGACUGCCAGUCCAACACUACUAUUAGCGAUCGAUUGAAUCUCUUUUCUGCCUGGCGUGGCCGAUCUCUCGAUAACAACGCUUAUUGGUCUCUGUUCAGCACCUGUCCUACAGAUUCCGCUGUCGGGCUGGCCUGGAGAGGCCAAGUCUGUCGUCAGAGGUCAGGCACCAGUUCGGAUGGGCAAGGCAAUAACGAGACCGUCGCCGGCACCAACGUCGUAGUGAGAACAACGACAGAGUGGCAGGUAUUUGCCCACGAAUCGGGACACACUUUCGGAGCUGUCCAUGACUGCACGAGCUCUACUUGCCCUGUUGAUGCCUCUUCACCAGCUUGCUGCCCACUCAGCGCCAGCACUUGUGAUGCCGGGGGCAAAUUCAUCAUGAACCCUUCAACUGGCGUAGGAAUAUCCCAAUUUUCUCUGUGCAGCAUUGGCAAUAUAUGCUCCAGUCUCAAAGCGGCAGAUGCAUCAGGCUGCCUGACUGACAAUAAGAACAUCCCAACUGUCACAGGCAGCCAGUGUGGUAACGGCAUCGUCGAGGAAGGCGAAGAAUGCGACUGCGGCGGUGAGCAAGGCUGCCAAAACAACACGUGCUGCGACGCAAAGACUUGCAAAUUCACAACCAACUCUGUGUGUGACCCAUCCAACGAAGACUGUUGCACCAGCCAAUGCCAGUUUGCGUCCUCUGCAACGGUGUGCCGACCCAGCAUUGGAGAGUGCGACAUCCAGGAGACUUGCCCCGGUAAUGUAGCUAAAUGCCCCGACGAUCAACACAAGUCAAAUGGCGAAUCAUGCGGUAGCGGAAAUGGCCUCGCGUGUGCCUCAGGGCAGUGUACCUCUCGUGAUAGGCAAUGCCAGGUCGCCGUUGGCACCUCGGCCAACAACAGCUCGACAACUGCAUGCCCUGAUACUCAGAAUAGCUGCACGGUUUCCUGCACUUCCGGAGAGCUUGCCUUUGGACAACGUCAGUGCCUCUUGUAUGGUCAGAACUUUAUUGACGGGACUCCGUGUGGCGCCGGCGGACACUGUUCCAACGGAACAUGCACCGGCAGCUCCACGUCAAAGGAGAUCCAGCAAUGGAUCACUGGCCACAAGGAGAUUGUCAUCCCCAUUGCGGUUGUGGUGGGCAUCUUGGUCAUCGUCAUUAUAGCGAGCAUCAUCCUCAGCUGCUGGCGCCGGGUAAAGCGACGACGAGCAGUUCCCAAGACCUCCUCGCCCCCCGUUGGCGGCGGAUGGCCUCAGUGGAGAGGGAACCAGAACCAAGGACCUGGGCCGCAAGAUUAUAAUAUGACCGAGACGCAGUUUAAUCCACCGCCACCGGCGUAUCAGCAGCCGCCGCCGCCGCCUGGAUAUGGACAGCCCCCGAUUCAGGAGCCGCAGUGGAGGCCGAGAAUGGCGCGGUAUGCAUGAGUGGAUGUUUCCAUCGCUGAUAAACAGUUGUUUUUUUGUUGAUUGCAAUUCUUGUUAUCUGUGCUUUUUUUUUUUUUCCUUUUUGGGAGAGACAUGUUUUCCUUUGGAAGAGAUGGAAACCGUUUGGGAUAGCACACAAUCACUCUCUUUAGGGAUUUGAAAAAUGGGGAGGGUUGGAUUUAUAUACUUGGAAACAUUUGCACAUACUCGGGGCGUUUUUUUAUUAUGGGAGGAUGGGAAUAUUCUAUUGAUGAUUCAUGAAAGAGGAGGGAAACAUUUGUCUUUGGGAUAUAUAAUUGGUACACACGCACGCUCACGAACACUUAUACGCUCACACUUACACAUACCCAUCGUUGCAACGUUUGGAAUUUCAACUUCUUUUUCUCUUUUUGACUAUGUAUAAUAUUUUGCUUUGCAAUACUUCUACGUGUAUCGAGUUGAUGACAAUAUAUGUUGAGUAUAUAUAUUAUAUAUCUUUCAUUUCAAUCUGCUGAUAUGGAAUAAGUCAAAAAAAAAAAAAAAAUCAUCAUGAGAGUCGUCAAAAUAGUAUCUUCCAAGAGUGUGCCGUAAUCCGCUGAGAAUGAAACCCCUCGAAACAGAAGUUAAAAAGAAAGCCCAUAAAUAGACCCCCUCAAUUAAACAAGGAUGUCCUCUUCAUUAGGCCGUCCUGCGAUUAAUGUUCAUAGCCUUUCGCAUAUUCGCCUGUCUCUCCCGCGCCGCCCUGGUCACCGCCC